UCCCGUUUCGCCAAUGUCAAAUCAGCAAAACGCCUAACGGCCCUGCCCCAGAGAAACCCCAACUAAACUGAGUAAACUCCCAGCACAAAACCCCGAUGGAACAGCCAAAACCUCCAACCGAACAAAGCCAACAGACAAUCUCGUAAUUCACAAUCGGAACGAGAUAAGGAAAAUGAAUCGCUUUCAGCUAAAAAACAGAUACAGGUAGCAGUGGGGAAAUUCAAGUUAAAAAAUCCGGUUCUUUUGUGUCCUCAAAUUAACGCCGGCUCUCAAGAUUCAUGGAAGACGAUGCCCAAAAAAUGCUCUCGCUGAAGAAGGCGUACGCGAAGAUAAUCCUGAACACGGCAAAGGAGGCCGCAACGCGUGUAAUGGCUUCGGAGCGGAAAGCUCUCCGCUUUCAACAGGAUUUGCGUGCCACCAAGGACGAGGCGCUCCGAAUGCUCGUCCGCUUGAAGCAAACGUUCGACUCCAAGGAAUGCAGCAAGGAUGCUAUUGUACCUGGUCCCUUCCCUGCUUUUCAGACAACUGAAGCGGAAAUGGCAUCCUUAAUCCAGCAGGGAAGGAUAGAAGAGCUUGAAGCACAGCUCAAUGAGGCUGAGGAUGUGAUAGCAGGUCUUAGGACAGAUUUGAAACAGGUAUGGGGUGCACUGGAGAAGGUGAAAAGUAACCAAGCGCGACCUUUAAAUGGACAAAUUAAAAAGGAAGAUCCACCUUCUCAUGAAAGUGCAGCAUCUGAGCCCAUCAGCCCCAAUCUUUUAAACUCAGGAUUUGAAACCGUGACAAUUUCUGACAUGAAGAAUGCACCAUUGAAUGAGAGAGUUUCAGUUGAGGAGUGCUGUAAUACAACAAAAGAAACCGAACAAGUGGGCAUUUCUCUGUUGGAUAAUUAUUAUGCCAAUAACUCUGAUUUUGCCUCCAUACUCAUGAAAAUUGAGGAACCUGAGCUAUAUAGAAAAGGAUUUACACAGAGAGUUUGUGCAUUUGAAAGAGACUUCCUGGAUGGAGAAGUGCCUCCUUCUAGAGAUGAAAUUGAUCGACAUUCUCUAAAAAAGAAUGAGUUGAUCUCUAAAGUGAGUGAGAAUGAUGAAGUAAAAUGUCUUGAACCCUCUACUAUGACAAGCGACACAGAAAUGGUGAAUUCCUCAAUUGGUGAAGAAGUAAAUAACCGAAUUAAGAUCAGCACAUCACAAAGAAGAAAGAUACGAUUUGGGAAAGCCAAAACUACUUCACAGAUGUCUGGUCCCAGUCCUGUUCAGGUCAUGAAACUUUGUCAACCAUCUUCUUUUCUUUCAUUUUGUAACGCGUAUUCAGUCAACAGGAAUGUUAAAUCUGCUGAGAGCACCUGUACUCUUCUGUCUAUCAACACAGAAAAAGGGGAAGUUCACCAAGGGAAAGAAAAAGAGGAGAUGAAAAAAAGUAGGGAUGCCGCUGCCUCAGUCAGGUCUCCUUCUGAUCAGCUUAACAAACAUUGUCAGCCAUCUUAUGUUCUCUCCCAUUGCAGAACAUCUUCAUAUUCAACGAAUGGAAAUGUCAAAUCUAGCGAAGAGGGGUUGAAAAUAAAUGAAACUGAAUCCAAGAUAAAGCCAUUGACCCGUUUGGUUCCAGGAUUGACGUUAAUCACACGUGAUGUAGAUCCUAGAUUGGGCUCUGCUAAUAUUACUGUGAAUAUUAAGGCAAGUAAUGAAUCCGGAGUUGUCAAGAACGUAGGGCAGAAGGACAUGGAGUUGGGAGAUGAGUCUGCCUUGGUAGAACAUGAAGGUAGUGCUGCAGAGAAAUUGAUGAACCCAAGCUCAGAGUUGAACCUUGGGAUGGUCAACAAACCACUGAUAAACGCUAAUUUGAAAGAUGCUCAAGCAUCUGAAGAAAACAAUGGUUCUCCUAGUCAAGCAGCCUGCAACAGGCUUCUCAGGUACACCUUUCAGAGGAAACGAAAGAAGGAAUUAUUGAGCAAACCUGAGGAAGAUAUUUCUCUUGAAAACAGCACCGCUAAGAGGAGGUUGGGAGAGAACCAAAGAGAUACACAAAAACUACAAAACUCUAACUUAAUCAAUGACUCAUCUAGAGAUAGUCGUCGACUAGCUCAGGUUGCUCGUCAGCUAAUUUCUUUGUCCGGAAAAAGAUGGCGGUAGUAAAGGCAGCCGUUUCUUACAUCCAAAUUCCAACGAGUGAAUAGUUGGAUAUCAUUGGUCAUUCAAGAAACCUUAAUUUGUGAGAUGGUUGAGGUUGCUUUUUCUGAAGGAAUCUGAUAGGUGUCAGCUGGUUGCACACGCAGAGAGAGAGAGAGAGAGAGAGAGAGAGAGAGAGAUUCGGCAUUAAUGUUUAUAGUUUGGAAGUCUUUAGACACCAAUUUUCGUCGACAGAAGAGAUUUUACGCCGUUGGAUGUCCAUUCUUAACUUGAAUUCUUGUUUUUUAUUUUUUAUUUUUGGUGUAACCAGCUUUAAGUUUCAG
Messenger RNA from Juglans regia (Persian walnut), 2449 nucleotides. RefSeq lists its product as uncharacterized. The coding region runs from base 279 to 2129 and encodes 616 amino acids. The record is from RefSeq and is a predicted model, not a curated record. The transcript has 5 exons. NCBI's taxonomy places the organism in Eukaryota, Viridiplantae, Streptophyta, Magnoliopsida, Fagales, Juglandaceae.